UCCACCUGUGCCUUAUAUUACAACUCCGACUCCCUCUCGUCUUUCUCGUCGUCCGCGUCGUUGUCAUCCUCCACAUCAUCCUCUACUUCCCCUCUUCUCCUUCUCCUCCUCACGCUGCUUUGCCUCCCCCAUCACCUGAUUCACGCCACCGCCUAUGAUGACGAUCCAGGCAUCGCGGUUCACACCCGAGGUGCUUCUCUCGGCCCCACGCCGAUCCGCCGGCGUACCCAACUCUACUGGCGAGCUGGCCCUCUAUACGGUCUCGACCUACUCAUUCGAGACGCACUCCAAGACCUUUCAGAUCCGCGUUCUGAACAUCAAAGACGGUUCUUCUCACCUCGUUUCGGAGGAUACCGCCACUGGCGAGCCCAUCUGGAUUAGUGAGACUGAAGUUGCCUUCAUUAAGAAUGGGGACAAUGGCUGUUCCAUGCUCCUUUCUCAAGAUGUUUACGACAAGUCUUCUGCGCCACACAUGAUGCACUACUUUGCCGGAAGCAUCUCCAACCCCAAAGUGAAGGUUCUGUCUUCAGACAAGGUCGCCUUUGUCUGCUCUGCCUUGACCACCCCCGAUGGAGACAUGUACUGGCCUGCCGCCGAGACUAAGCCUCACACAUCCGCCAAGAUCUAUACUGGCCUCUUCGUUCGACACUGGGAUGCGUGGAACACCGCGAACCAGAAUUCGCUGUGGUACGGUCUCAUUGUGAAGCGAGACGGCAAAUGGACCCUCGAGAACCCGGGCCUUACCAAUCUCCUGGCAGGUACUCAGCUGAGCUGCCCCGUUGCUCCCUUUGGCGGCACUGGCGACUUUGAUAUUUCUGCCUCGGGAAUCGCUUUCGUCUCCAAGGACCCGGAACUGAACCCCGCCAGACACACCAAAACCGACCUUUACUACGUGCCCAUCAAGUCGUGGACCGAGAAGCCCUCAACACCCCAGCUCGUCAAGACGGGUCGUCUGAGGGGCUACACUCUCUCGCCCGCCUUCUCCAGCGACGGACGACAGAUUGUCUUUGCAAGGAUGAGGAGCGAGCAAUACGAAUCUGACAAGACGAGAUUGCUUCUCCUCCCGGAUGUUACCGACUUGAGCAACGUACAGGAGUUUUAUGAAACCAAGGAUGGCGAGGGUGGUUGGGAUUUGAGACCAGACUGGGCUGUAUGGGGAAAGGAUGACAAGGUGCUGUACGUUGCGGCAGAGAAGCACGGAAGGAUGGUGCUCUGGGAGGUUCCUGCCUCGCCAUUGGAAGCCACGAAUCUUCCACAGGCUAUCCACAAAGACGGCUGUGUCAUUGAAGCGCGAGUAUUGGGCGGGAGCAACUCACUUCUCAUAAGCUCAAAGUCCCGCAUCGAAAGCUCCAGCUACUCUAUCCUCCACCCUGAUAAACGGUCUAUCGAGGAGAUUUCCACCAGCUCCAAACAUGGCAGGUCCUUUGGCCUCUCGAAAUCGCAAUGCUCCGAGAUUUGGUACCCGGGGUCGGAAGGGUAUAAAAACCACGCCUUGGUCAUGACCCCGUCUCAUUUCGACUCCUCUAAGAAGUAUCCUCUGGCCUUCUUGAUCCACGGAGGUCCACAGUCGGCGUGGACGGACGACUGGAGCACUCGGUGGAAUCCGGCCAUCUUUGCGGAGCAGGGAUAUGUCGUUGUGUGUCCUAACCCGAUUGGAAGUACAGGAUAUGGACAGGCUCAUACCGAUGCUAUUACGGAGAACUGGGGAGGCGGCCCUUACAAGGAUUUGGUCAAAUGUUUUGAAUACCUUGAAAACGAGGUCAAGUACGUGGACACCGACCGAGCGGUGGCACUGGGCGCGUCGUACGGUGGCUAUAUGAUCAACUGGAUCCAGGGGAAUGAUUUGGGACGUAGGUUCAAGGCCCUGGUUUGCCACGACGGCGUCUUCUCCACGCAGAACCAGUGGGCAACUGAGGAGCUGUUCUUCCCUGAGCAUGACUUUGGCGGAACGCUCUGGGAGAAUCGCCCCGGAUACGAGAAGUGGGAUCCGUCGAAGCAUACGGGAGAAUGGGCCACUCCACAACUGGUCAUCCACAAUGAACUCGACUACCGCCUCCCCAUUUCGGAGGGCCUGUCUAUGUUCAAUGUCCUCCAGGCCCGGGGAGUCCCCAGCAAGUUCGUCAUGUUCCCCGACGAGAACCAUUGGGUUCUGAAACCCGAGAACUCGUUGGUUUGGCAUAGGGAAGUGUUGGACUGGAUCAAUAAGUACAGCGGUAUUUCCGACGAGACCAAGUUGGAGUCGCGCACGGGAAAGCUUACUGUGUAGCUGGGACUUUGACUUGAAGGGAGCUUGUAAGAUUUUGGAGUACAAAGUUACGUUUGAAUGAGAAUGAAAGCAAUAGUUAUCAUGACGUUGAGAAUUUCUUAAUCGGCAAGGCCCAUUGCACCUUUGCAUCGCGUCGUAAUUGAUAGCGGGCAUAAAUUAGUUCAAGACGUAAUCACUAGAUGUCUUUAUUGUCAUGAUGUAUGUAUUUUAAUCUCAUUGAACUUGCUAGCAAAUAGAG
Messenger RNA from Ilyonectria robusta, 2504 nucleotides. RefSeq names its product Alpha/Beta hydrolase protein. Gene Ontology annotation, biological process: proteolysis. The transcript has 6 exons. NCBI's taxonomy places the organism in Eukaryota, Fungi, Ascomycota, Sordariomycetes, Hypocreales, Nectriaceae. Gene Ontology annotation, molecular function: serine-type endopeptidase activity. The coding region runs from base 155 to 2266 and encodes 703 amino acids. The record is from RefSeq and is a predicted model, not a curated record.